This is a messenger RNA of Acanthocheilonema viteae, 267 nucleotides long. Lineage: Eukaryota; Metazoa; Nematoda; Chromadorea; Rhabditida; Onchocercidae. The record is from the annotation of a GenBank genome assembly.
AUGAUCAGUGUUGCUUUCAGUAAACCGUUUGGUGUUGGUGGUGGUAAUCAGCGUGAACUUGCUCGUGAAAGAAAUUUGAAAAAACAGCAACAGCAAAAGAAAUCGCAACCUCAUCAGGAUGGUGUAAAACUGGAUAAUAGGAUGGAACGAGAUGCAGACAUUAUGCGUAAGAAGCAGGAAGCAGCGGCAGCAAAGAAAGCAGCAGAAGAAGCAGCUGCGCGUACUGAAAAAAAUAAAAAACUCCAAGUGUUUGAUCCAUUGAAAUGA